Molecule: messenger RNA, 1954 nt
Organism: Salvia splendens (bonfire salvia)
Lineage: Eukaryota; Viridiplantae; Streptophyta; Magnoliopsida; Lamiales; Lamiaceae
Exons: 11
Coding region: 403-1710 (435 amino acids)
Biological process (GO): protein farnesylation; protein geranylgeranylation
Cellular component (GO): cytoplasm; protein farnesyltransferase complex; CAAX-protein geranylgeranyltransferase complex
Molecular function (GO): protein farnesyltransferase activity; CAAX-protein geranylgeranyltransferase activity
Source: RefSeq, a predicted model, not a curated record
UGGAAUUACCGGCACCAGUACCAAUCGGCUUUCUUCUUCACCCAAUCAUCUAGGGCUUCCUCGACAGAUUUCGCCUCGUCGUACCCGAAUUCGUCUCGACAGGAAACAGCUCGUCUUAGUUCAUCUUCUUCAUCGGGUCAAUCGUGUAGACAUUAGCGGCGUCCGUGCCUAGAUCCACGACGCUGAUGCUCGGGUCCUCGGACGGAGCGGCGUCGUCUUGGAGCUUGCUCUUGUUCUUCUUCUUUUUCUUCUUGUGUCUUGUCUUUGGUUUUUUGCGGACGGCGAGCUUGCUGCUCUUGAACGCCAGCCUUCCGCCCCUCACCGGCUCACCCUCUGUACGCCCCUCAAUUCUGGCGCUCAAACUUCAUUCCCUCUGCAGAAUUGGGUCCAUAUGCCUCAACAAUGAAUGUCGCUGCAGUGGAUCCAUCUAAUCUUCUUAUCCAGCUGGAGGGUAUUUUGGAAUCUGACACUCUCAUUGAUGAAGUUGGGUUCAUUCAUCCAACACAGUUUACUUUUUUAAGUGAGGAUGUCCCUAGUUCUACUUCUACCUCCUUGUCGUCUGUGGCUGAUGGGUCUCUCCUAGAAGAUGAUACCAUUAAAUCAGAACCAGCACUCUGUAAUAGUUCUGAUACUUUCUUUUUGCAUCAUGAACAUAAGCUGGGUAUCUCUACCCUUGUUCUUGUUCAACUAUAUAGAGCGGCUAAAGACGCAUUCAUGGAUUCUCAUAGACAAUGCAGGAUGUUGAGCAGUUCUCAAUGUAAGAAGGAUGAAAAACUAGAUGAAAUUGCAUCAGUGUGUUCAACUUCUUUCUUAAAUAUUGCUGAAAUUGAAGUUAUGAGACAUAGCAAGGCACUUCUUCUACUAAGCUCUGAUUUUGGCACAGCAUGGAAUUCCAGGAAGUUAAUUGUGUCAAAGAAGCAGCUCUUUCCGAUGUUCAUGGAUGAACUGCUUUUAUCAGCUCUGGUUCUAUCCUAUUCGCCAAAAAGUGAACGCGCUUGGAGCCACAGGAGAUGGGUGAUCAAGAUGAUAGCUGGGAAGUCUGCAAAUCUACCAGAGAUUGUCGAAAGAGAAUCCGAGUUAGUGAAAAAAAUAGUAGAGAACUCUAAGAUGAACUACCGUGCUUGGAAUCACCGCUGCUGGUUGGUUUCCUACAUGUCGGAUUCACAGGUACUACUUGAGCUGCACAGUUCCAGAGAUUGGGCUGCGCUUCAUGUUGCUGAUAACUCUUGUUUCCACUUCCGAGCUCGGUUACUGGUCCAGAUGAUAGAGAAUUCACGGCAUUUCAAGGAUUUCAAUGGUUUGUUACAUGAAGAACUUCAAAAAAUAUGGAAGGAGGAGCUGGACUGGGAUGCAAUGUUGAUAAGGCUGUAUGUGGGAAGAGAGUCUUUAUGGCUUCAUCGUCGCUUCCUGUCACUGAUAUGGAUGAAACAUUUAGCUGUUGAUGGCCAGACUAACAUGUUCAUCAAAGAUGAAUUAAAGCUAUUCCAAUCCUGCACAAUUAUCCCUGAUAAUGAAUAUGGGGAAUAUCAAGCACAAGCUACAUUUUCAGCUACUUACAUUACUUGGCUUGCUAAGCAAAUGCCCGAGUCUUUUGGUGUGGUGCUUAAAGAAAGUUCACAGUUUGAGGCGCUCAAGCUAUUACUCGACCAAGCUGAAAAGAGGUUCCUUUGGGAUUCUCUGAAUGCAAGCACUCAAGAAUUGGAAAACUAGUACUUCUAAAGUUCUUGGUGUUCCCCAUUUCUUAUGAGGUGGCGAGUCGAACUUCGUCAUGCCACUGGAAUUAUAGAUACAGAUAGGAACAUGAUCUUGAAAAGGUUUAACGGUUCUAUGUUUAUUUGUUGUUUAUCAUAUGUUGAUAUAUUUUCACUAACCAUUUCAAGGAUUACUGGUAAGUUUGGUAUUCUGAAUCUCUGAUCAUGUUUUUCUUUCCCUGUAAAUAUAAUUUUGUGAUCAA